UUGUCUGCUACAUUCACUCGUAGAAUCAGAUCUCGAUCUCGAUCUCGAUAAGUUUUCUUUUAAAUAAAAAAAAACGCGGGUAUUUUACUCGGUAAAAUAGAUCGCGGUCAAAUGAAUAUGACCGGUCGAGUCUUCAUAGAAAUGAUAGCGAUAACCAGUUGCGGGUACGUCUGAUAAGGAUAGAAAAUAACGUGAUACACAUUAGCUGAGAUAAGAAAGAAGAAUAAGUGAGAGAGGGUUCAAGUCUAGCUGAUAGAGUUGCCAGAGGAAUCAAGAGUCAAGAGGUGAGGGUAUAAAGUUAUUUUCUAUCCCACAUAAAAACGUCAUGGCAGCUUGCAGUGUUUUUUAAAAAAGCUGACCACUGUUUGUUAAACAAUGUCCUGUUAUUUAAUUAGCAGGGUUACAAGUUAAUUUUAGUUGAAUAUUUAGCGGACAUGAGUUAUUUGUUGCUAAAAAUGUAUUUCUGUGUAUGCAAAUUGCCGGCAAGACGUUCAAAGUCCAUGUUUGUCAGGACUAACCUAAAAUCGUCAUGCUCAAUCAGCUCAACACAACCUUUGGAUUUAACGUCUGUACUAAACGUCUACAUGUAGAAAUAGAGUGUGAUCUUUUAUCUUGAGUAUGUAUAAUGGAUUUAUUUAAUGUAAUUACGAUAAUCUACUCGAACACAUGGAACCUAAAUUGAUAAAAAAUAUAUUUUGGUAUCAGAGUUGGUGAUGGUGGUGAGUUGGAUUUGUGAAUAAAAUUAAAAAUAGUGAUGAGACUUGAAUUGGUGAUUACAAUUGGCUAUGAAGAAAUAUUCACCGAUAUAUACCACAAGUUUUAAAUACGUAAUUGCUGAGUCUGCAUAUACGUAUUGUUAUUAUAAAAAGCGGAUGCUACGUGUCGUGUUUUGUAGCCUAGAGAAGUCAAGUACUUCGGGGACUACUGAAUAUUCUGCUUCGAUUUAUCAAAGCAAUAUCUCGCAAUGGAGUCAAUUUUCAUCUAGUAUAAUUCAAUCGCCAUAUACUCUGAGAUUAUUAAUAUUAAUACUCGCAAUUAUUUUUUACUAUAAAUAUUGCAAUGCAUUUUCAAUAUAGCACAGUGAUUUUAAAUAAUAUUAUUAUUAUUAUUAACAGUAAUAAUAUUAAUAACAAACGAGAGACAAUACUAUAAAUUAAAUGUAAUCGUGAGUGUAAAUUAACGCGAGUUAAAUAACAAAUAAUUAUUAAAUAAAUAUGCAAGCCAAAAAACGGUACUUACUACUAUUUGUCACGUGCGCGUUUCUUGGCUACUGCUACUUUGGCGGGUACAGAUUAAAAAGUAAAAGGCGGAAUGAAAUAACACACGAUUACUGGGAAAAAUUGCCAUCUUAUUUGUCUAUUAAUGAAGAAUUUUAUGAUAAGGAUAUCAAAAUUUCAAAUGGUAAAUUGUCAGUGGUCCAUCCUGCCCGACAAUGUCGUAUGGAGACUUGUUUCGACUACACAAGAUGCAAGCAGGGAUUUACUGUUUACGUUUAUCCCAUAGAAGACACCAUAAGUCCUUUGUACCAAAAAAUAUUAAAUGUUAUAACCGAGUCGCGUUACUAUACGACAGAUCCAGCACGCGCGUGCAUACUCGUACUGGCGCUGGAUACGCUGGAUCGUGACCCUCUGUCUACUGAGUUUGUUCAUAAUUUGCCGUCUAAACUUAUGCGCCUCCCUUACUGGAAUGAAGGACGCAAUCACCUCAUAUUCAAUUUGUACUCCGGGACUUGGCCGGACUACGUCGAGGAUGCGCUGGCUUUCAACAUCGGGUACGCGAUGUUGGCGAAAGCCAGCAUGUCCACCAGCGUGCUCAGGCCGAACUUCGAUGUCUCGAUACCGCUCUUUGGUAAACAGCAUCCGGAGCGCGGGGGAGAACCUGGUCAGGCGUCGGAAAAUAAUUUUCCGAGCAACAAAAAAUACCUCGCGGCAUUCAAGGGUAAAAGAUACGUACACGGCAUUGGCUCGGAAACGAGAAAUGCACUUUACCAUCUUCACAAUGGGAAGGACCUGGUCUUCGUUACGACUUGUAGGCACGGUAAAUCUUGGAGAGAACUGCAGGAUGAACACUGCCAGCAGGAUAACCAAGAAUAUGAUACGUACGAUUAUGAGGUUUUACUGUUGAACUCAACGUUUUGUUUGGUACCGAGAGGACGUAGGCUCGGCAGUUUUAGAUUUCUAGAAGCUCUAAAAGCCGGAUGUAUUCCAGUUAUUCUGAGCAAUGGGUGGGCCUUGGCGUUUCACGAUCGUAUUGACUGGAAUCAAGCGGUUAUAUUUACAGACGAACGAUUGUUAUUUCAAAUUCCUGACAUACUGCGCUCUGUUUCAAACACGCAAAUUCUUAAAUUAAGACAGCAAACACAAUUUUUGUGGGAGCGAUACUUUUCUUCAAUUGAAAAAAUAAUUUUCACAGUAUUUGAAAAUAUCCGUGAGCGGUUGCCCUGGGAAGGCGCACGCGAAAAAUUAAUGUGGAAUACAUAUCCUGGUGCAUUGGCCAUCCUGCCUCAGUUUGCUGACAGUCAGCAGGAGCUUCCGUUUUCUAAUAAUGAUCCGGGCAAUGCAUUUACUGCCAUUAUUUAUUCUCAGUUAGGAUCCACGGCUGUUCUUUAUCGCUUACUUCGAAGUGUUGCUAAGAGCAAAUAUUUAGAUAAGAUUAUUUUAAUGUGGAAUUCUGACAUUCCUGUACCAAGAAGGCCGCGCUGGCAGGGAAUAAAAGUAACGAUCACAGUGAUAGUCGCGAGCAGUAUCUCCCAGCGCUUCUAUCCCUAUCCUCAGAUCGAAACUAGUGCCAUAUUAUCGUUGGACGAGGACGUAACUCUAAAUACAGACGAAAUAGACUUUGCAUUCGUCGUCUGGCAGUCAUUUCCUGAUCGGAUAGUCGGGUAUCCGGCGAGAUCUCACUACUGGGACGACUCCAAGAGAUCGUGGGGUUACACCAGCAAAUGGACAAACGACUACAGCAUAGUGUUGACGGGGGCAGCUUUUUAUCACCGUUAUUAUAAUACUCUGUACACCGAAUCACUGAGCUCGACGCUGCAUAAAACGGUCGAGCAGUCGCAGAAUUGCGAAGACAUACUUAUGAAUUUUUUGGUGAGCCAUGUGACAAGACGGCCGCCUAUUAAAGUGACUCAGCGUAAACUUUACAAAGAUACCACGGCAGCUGGAAUUAGGUCCUCGUGGAAUGACCCAGAUCACUUUACUCAGCGGCAGACCUGCAUGAAUACUUUUGUGGCCGUUUUCGGUUACAUGCCUCUGCUGCGCUCCAACAUGAGACUGGAUCCUGUGUUGUUUAAAGACCCGGUUAGCAAUUUACGUAAAAAAUAUCGACAAAUUGAAUUAGUUAGUAACUGAAUUUAUUUACGAACAAAUUAAUAAUAAUAAUGAUAAUAACAAUAAUAAUAAUAAUAUUAAUAUUAAUAAUAAUAUAAAUUAAAUGGAGAUUACUCAAUGGAAGGCAUCGCCGGGUGUUUGCUGGUAGAGCCAUAAUUAAAUUGUCAAUAAUAAGCUCGAUAUCGCGAGUGAACUGAUAAUGAUAAUGAUAAUGACGAUGAUGGAUAAGAUUGUUUGAGGAAACAAUGCAUUUUUUAAUAUGAAUAUGAACAAAAUAUUUUUUUUGACACAUUUGUUACUAUGAGAUUAAUACACUUCGAUCAAAAAAUCAUUUUAAUCAUUCCGCGACUUUGUUAUAAAUUUUUUCAUUGCUAAAUAUAAAUAAAUAAAUAUAUAUAUAUAUUAAUAUAAAUAUAAAUACACUAAUUUACGGUGAAAUAUAUAUCCCGUGUGAUAUUUCAUCAGGGCCAUCAUAAUAUAUUAAGUUGUGUAAAUAAAUAAAAAAUCGUUUCAUAGCCAUUAUUAUUAAUAAUAAAACAAUAUAUUAUUUAACAGA
Messenger RNA from Microplitis mediator, 3885 nucleotides. It is a transcript of the gene ttv, whose product is annotated as exostosin-1. The record is from RefSeq and is a predicted model, not a curated record. Gene Ontology annotation, cellular component: membrane. The coding region runs from base 1215 to 3350 and encodes 711 amino acids. Gene Ontology annotation, molecular function: glycosyltransferase activity. The transcript has 9 exons. Lineage: Eukaryota; Metazoa; Arthropoda; Insecta; Hymenoptera; Braconidae.